AUGCUGACUCGGCGGGCGACAGAAGCAGAAGUGCGCGAUGCACUUUUUAUGAUGCACCCAGAAAAAGCACCUGGACCAGAUGGAAUGACGGCAUUGUUUUUUCAGCGAUCAUGGCAUAUAGUUAAAGAGGAUAUCACUACCAUGGUGAAUAAUUUCCUUACCUCGGGAACUUUUGAUGAACGGCUAAAUAUGACCAAUAUAUGUCUUAUCCCAAAGACGGAACGCCCUACUAAGAUGACGGAGUUAAGGCCCAUAAGUUUGUGUAAUGUCGGGUAUAAGAUUAUUUCAAAGGUCCUCUGCCAGCGACUUAAGGUGCUGCUACCAAGAUUGAUUUCAGAAACCCAGUCUGCGUUUGUUCCAGGCCGAUUAAUUUCUGAUAACAUAUUGAUAGCUCAGGAGAUGUUUCAUGGUUUGAGGACAAAUAAGUCAUGUAAAGGAAAGUUUAUGGCGGUGAAAACGGAUAUGAGCAAGGCGUACGACCGAGUCGAAUGGCCUUUUAUCGAGGAAUUGAUGAGAAAAAUGGGGUUUGCAGAGCAAUGGAUCGCAUGGAUGAUGUGA
Molecule: messenger RNA, 558 nt
Organism: Microthlaspi erraticum
Lineage: Eukaryota; Viridiplantae; Streptophyta; Magnoliopsida; Brassicales; Brassicaceae
Source: the annotation of a GenBank genome assembly